CUAUUGAUCCAAUAGUAAGAAUUAUAAUUACUUUGAUUAAUAUUUGAUUAUCGCUGAUUAUCUAAUAAUAUCCCCGAUCGUGUACCUCCGGCGCUAGCUAGGGUUACCUGUUAACUAAUAUUUCCCUCUCCUUGCAUAUAAAUAUCCCAUGCAAGAUAUAAUGCAACCAUCAACCUCAUCUCCACAAGUCUCAACUCGUAUCUCAACUAAUACGCAAGUAAAAAAAUCAUGGUAGGCGUUUUCCGGCGGUCUUUCUCUUUCCCAAACAAAAUAAACCCAAACAAUCUUCCAAAUAACCGUGACCACCGUCCAUCAACAGUCCGACCGCCGUUGUCUCGUCACACCAGAUCCAUCAGUCUUCCAACCAGACCCCACCCCUUCAUUUCCCACCUCAAAGAACACAUAGCCCGCCUUCAAUCCUUCAAAUAUUCCUAUUCCACCACCAACUCCUCCUCUUCCUCCUCAGUCCCCUUCUCCGAUUGGCUAUGCGAAGGCUUGACCCGCCUCAAAGACUUGCACCACUGCCUCGAUGACACUCUCCGCCUUCCCCAAACCCAAGAAUCCCUCCGCCGUCUCAAAGGCUGCUGCUCCGUCGAUAACCUUCUCGACCAAUUCCUCCGUUUCGCCGACAUAUACGGAAUAUUCCGCACCUCCGUUUUGGCUCUCAAACAGGAUCACUCCGCUGCUCAAGUGGCUUUGAGGAAGAGAAACGACUCCCAGGUAGCAUUGUACGUCAAAGCUAGAAAGAGAAUGGCCAAGGAAAUGAUUAAGCUAGUCAACGCACUUCGUUCCAUCGCACGGCCAGCACCGGCCGCCGUCACGCCGUUCGAGUACGUUGGCGAUGAUAUUAGUUACUAUAACGUUGACCAUGAACUGGCGGGUGUUAUGAGCGAGGUUGUUCAAGUGACGGUCGCGGUGUCUCUUGCACUUUUUACUGGAGUCGCGGCAGACAUAUCAUUCGGCGGGCCCACAAUAUCAUCAUCCAAAUCGACUGUCACGUCGUCAAUGCGGGCAACGUGGAUGGGAAUAUUCAACAUCAAGGCAACGUUAGACAAUCAAUUAUGUACUGAUCGUCACGAAAACCCAGUACGAGUUAGUAAUAAUAUUGGAGUUGAGAGCUUGCGUAACUUGAGAAAGAAAGGAGAUGAAGAAGUCAAAACAACAUUAAAGAAGAUGCAGGGAUUGGAGGCGUCCAUCGCUGGGAUUGAAAUUUGCUCCGAAACAGUUUUCAGGAGUUUAAUCAACGCUAGGGUUUCACUGCUCAACACUCUCACCCUACUCUAAAUUAUUGUUUACUGCUUGUGUACAUUUAAUUAAAUAUAUGUCUUCAAAUUCUAUUAUAUUUUUUUCCUUUUUACUUUCUAUACAAAUUAAGUAAUGUUCUUGUUGA
Messenger RNA from Pyrus x bretschneideri (Chinese white pear), 1390 nucleotides. RefSeq lists its product as uncharacterized. Bases 229 to 1284 code for a protein of 351 amino acids. Lineage: Eukaryota; Viridiplantae; Streptophyta; Magnoliopsida; Rosales; Rosaceae. Gene Ontology annotation, biological process: root development; shoot system development. The transcript has a single exon. The record is from RefSeq and is a predicted model, not a curated record.